AUGUACCGGCGAAACGGGAGCGCACUGGCAAGCUCCUCUGAGGCGGCGCGGCGGUCCGCAUCGCUGCGCGGGACUUUGCACACGAACCGUGGACCGGUUGUCGUCGUCAUGCCGAUGGGCUGGGAUGAUCCAGAGCUCGGGGCAUGCUUACUUUUGUUCAUGCCGAGCGGCGCCGCCCACGCCUUGCGCCAGAGCAAGGCCGUCUCGUUCGGCAGCCCAAUAUCGUCUCCGUACCCUACCGCGCUGAGCCCGCCAGAGCAUCUUCUCAAAACUGUACACAUGAUGACGAUCGCCGAUGCUGACGUCCUCAACCCGGACCUCACAGUAGCCCAGCGACCCGGGAUCUAA
Messenger RNA from Pyricularia oryzae 70-15, 348 nucleotides. RefSeq lists its product as uncharacterized. The record is from RefSeq and is a predicted model, not a curated record. The transcript has 3 exons. Lineage: Eukaryota; Fungi; Ascomycota; Sordariomycetes; Magnaporthales; Pyriculariaceae. Bases 1 to 348 code for a protein of 115 amino acids.